GCUCUCUAACGGUGUCCAUCACUGACAUGCGCGCCCCGGUGGUGGGGGGCUCCGGGGGGGUCUACGCUCUGUGCUCCGCUCAUCUGGCCAACGUCGUCAUGAACUGGGCGGGGAUGCGCUGUCCCUACAAGCUGCUCCGGAUGAUCCUGGCUUUGGUCUGCAUGAGCUCGGAGGUGGGCCGGGCGGUGUGGCUGCGGUUCUCCCCCCCCCUGCCCUCGGCCGGGCCCCAGCCCAGCUUCAUGGCCCACCUGUCGGGGGCGGUGGUGGGCAUCAGCAUGGGGCUGCUCAUCCUGCGCAGCUACGAGGAGAGCCUGCAGCGCCAGUGCACCUGGUGGGUCAUCGUCUUCUCCUUCAUCACCUUCCUCCUCUUCGCCAUCUUCUGGAACAUCUUCGCCUACGAGCUGCUGGGGGUCCAGAUCCCGGCCCCGCCCUGAUGAAGACCCCCCCUUUAGGGGUGUCUCAACCCGCGGGGGGGGGGGGGGGGUGUAUGCGGGUUCCUCAUGGACGCUGGCCCCUCCCCUUCAGUGGGGGGGGGUCUCCAUACACACGCAUGGACUCCGGCCCCUCCCCUUUAGUGGGGGGGGCCUUUUGGUUUUGUUUUCAGGAAUACUCUCUAUUUAAAUCCAGCUGUUAUUCCCUCCAGAUCUGAACAAACAAUGUUUUUUUUACAGAUACUCACCAGGAGAGAUUAGAGAGCAGCCUGCUGACUUACAGCCUCGUAAGCAGGCUUGUGUCUUUUAUAAAUUUAAAUAUAUAAUAACCAAUCAGCUUUCACUUCCCAGAAUGCAUUUCUGAAGUCAUUCAUGUCCUCCAUGUUGGCCCUUUACAGACCCUGUGAAAUGUAAAUAUCCCAGUGCACUCUGGGAAGCUUUCAUCUAUGACAAUGCGAGCAAACAUUGAGCAACAGCAACGAGCAGUGGUCGUAUUAGAGAUGAAAUAUUUCAUUUAUUUUAUAUUGUUGUCUUUUUUCUUCUGCAAAGCAGCUUACCAGCGUGAGUCUGUGCAGCCUGGAAACAGCCUGGAAACAGCCUGGAAACAGCCCCAAAGUAGCAUGGCCCUCACGACCUGACCCGCCCCGCAGGGCUACAGGGGUCCCAGUAGGUCCCAGUAGGCCUACAGUCCCUCCCAGUAGGGCUACAGGGCUCCCAGUAGGGCCCAGUAGGCCUACAGUCCCUCCCAGUAGGGCUACAGGGGUCCCAGUAGGGCUACAGGGGUCCCAGUAGAGCUACAGGGCUCCCAGUAGGCCUACAGUCCCUCCCAGUCCCUCCCAGUAGGUCCCGGUAGGGCUACAGGGCUCCCAGUAGGUCCCAGUAGGGCUACAGGGCUCCCAGUAGGUCCCAGUAGGUCUACAGGGCUCCCAGUAGGGCUACAGGGCUCCCAGUAGGUCCUGGUAGGGCUACAGGGCUCCCAGUAGGUCCCAGUAGGCCUACAGUCCCUCCCACUAGGGCUACAGGGCUCCCAGUAGGUCCCAGUAGGUCUACAGGGCUCCCAGUAGGUCCCAGUAGGUCUACAGGGCUCGGUGGUUGUAUGUUCAAAUGUUCAUCUGAAGAAGUGUUUCCUUCCACGGGGUCUCAGAACGGUCUCCUCCGCCGACACUGUGGACACGGUACCCAUCAGCAGAGAGGGAGCAGCUCUCUGCAGGACCCUGAAGGAACCUCGGUCCUCUGAGGACCUGUCUCACACCCCGGUCCUCUGAGGACCUGUCUGUCUGACUCACAGGUCCUCUGAGGACCUGUCUCACACACAGGUCCGUCACUCGCGAACCACAAACCUUCAAAACGCUGUGUAGAAUAUUAUAGAGUCGAGAAGACGAGGCGUUUAAAAGGCCUGUUUCUGAUCCACUGCCUACUACACACACACACACACACACACACACACACACACACACACACACACACACACACACACCUGUCCAUGCCCUAACUCACAGGCAGGGGACAGGUGUGUCAUCUGGUGAACUUUGACCUUCUUGCCCCAGAGGGCGUUAGGACGAGCCGGCCGGUCCCCGUCCCUCUCUCUGCGUUGUAAAGGAGUGUUCCCACAACAAGGAGAGCGUUGAUACGUUCCCUCCGUUCGAUUCCAUGUUGAUAGUGGAUGUGUAUAUUGUAUGUUCAUAAUUAAGAGUAUAUUUAUUUGUGUUUUUUUCCUUUAUGAAUAAGAGAAUCCUUGUUGGCUGUGUUCUGCUGACGUCCUGUUUGAGGGUUCUGAAGCAGAACCCGGUGUCGUGGUUCUGCUCACAGUUUAAGCCUCAGCAGAACAAUCCAGUGCUGUCUUCAGGACUUCAUUCGCCAUCGCCGUUCAAUAUUUCUGCGUGUAAACGAUCAGAUAAUAUUUUGCAUUGUGAAUAUUCAAAAAGAUAUGUUAGGAAACGGAAGAAGCAAACUUAAUUUUUUGCAAAUACAUGCCUGUAAAAUACCACUAAAUCUAGGAGAUGUUCAUGUAGCUAGGAACAUUUUGCCGAUGUGCUUACCAGAUGAUAUGCUAGGGCAGCAGACCUCUUAAAGGACCCAGUCAUGAACUUCAGUCCAGUACUGUAGUUCUCAUUAAACCAGAGAUCCUCUCACUUCUGCUCUAGAAACGGUUUGGAAAAAGAUUCACUUCAGUAGAAAGUAAAUUCAGUUCAUCCAAGGACAGCCGGACACAUUCUUUUUAUCUAUUAUUCAUGUCGUCUGGCCUCUCCGGUAGAAAAAAAAUUUCUUUGACCUUUCCCAUUUGGUUGUAAACCAUCUCUCCAGUCUAUUAAGGGAUGGAUGCAAGGUCAUAAAGAGAAAAAGAUAAACCAUGUCUCAUCACAUCUUAACCCCCUCUGUGGUUCAUGUCCAGGAUGGACGGCUCUGCUCGGGUCUCCUGUAAACGUCAGGGGAGCCCAGUCAGAAUUAAUAAUGAACCCACUCCCUGACCUGGGGAAGACUAGCAAAACAGGGGGGGAGCCUCAUCUAAGCCUCAUCAUCUUCAUUGUAGAUUCUUGUUGCCCUCUUGACCUUUUAAAACACAGCCUGAACCUUGGUUAAGGGCCUUAAUUCAUUUGUAAUCUUUUGAUAUUCAUUCAUCUCUUAUUGUUUCAUGUGUUCAUCUCCCUGUAACCUGCUGUCAUCUUAAAGGACCCAGGUGUGUUGGAAACUGCAAUCCCAGUAGGCUGUUUCCUGGCUUUGAUCCAUGCUUGAUCCCCCUAUACAUAGCCCGCUCCUCCAUCUCCUCCUCCUCUUCCUCUUCCUGCUCCUCCUCCUCCUCCUGCCUCUCCUUUUCUUCCUCCUGCUCCUCUUCCUCCCCCUCCUCCUCCUCCUCCUGAUCCUCCAUCCUCCUGCUCCCCGUCCUGAAGGAGGCGCUGUGAGGACAGCAUGAGGACGGGGAGCAGGACAGGAUGUAAACAUACAUAUAUAUAUAUAUAUGGAUACAUGGAUAUAUAUAUAUCGAUGUAUACACAUUAUAUAUCUAUAUAUAUUCUGUAUACAUAUAUAUAAAAGUACAUAUUAUGCAUAUAUACUUGUCUAUAUAUAUAUUGUAUAUACAUAUAUAUAUAUAUAUGUAAAUGGCUUUCUGUGGUUCCAGACGUGACCCUGACCCUCACUCAGCUCCUCGCUGCUGGUCUAAUAAAGUCUGGUUUAUACCGUCUGGUGUAGUGAGGGCUGGUCUGGUGUAGUGAGGGCUGGUGUAGUGAGGGCUGGUGUAGUGAGGGCUGGUGUAGUGAGGGCUGGUGUAGUGAGGGCUGGUGUAGUGAGGU
Gadus morhua (Atlantic cod) is the source of this 3721-nucleotide messenger RNA. RefSeq names its product rhomboid, veinlet-like 1 (Drosophila) (gene rhbdl1). Gene Ontology annotation, molecular function: serine-type endopeptidase activity. Gene Ontology annotation, cellular component: membrane. NCBI's taxonomy places the organism in Eukaryota, Metazoa, Chordata, Actinopteri, Gadiformes, Gadidae. The record is from RefSeq and is a predicted model, not a curated record.